Drosophila hydei is the source of this 1015-nucleotide messenger RNA. RefSeq lists its product as uncharacterized. The transcript has 3 exons. Bases 119 to 928 code for a protein of 269 amino acids. The record is from RefSeq and is a predicted model, not a curated record. Lineage: Eukaryota; Metazoa; Arthropoda; Insecta; Diptera; Drosophilidae.
UAGUGAGACAUUUGGAGCGUGUGCUAACCAAUGUCAGUUUUGUUGAUUUUUAAUUGUAAAAUUUCUUUGUGUGUAAACGAAAUUGUGUGUUUAAGUUAAAUAUAAAGUAAUAGGUGCGAUGAGUGAUGUGCGUCCUUUGGAGUACGAUAUCAAGUGGGAUGAGUGGGAAAAUAUGCCCAUAACAGACAUUAACGUCAAGAAUUAUGACCUCGCUAUUGAAUUCAUGUGGGAACACUCAUUUCUGCAGAGCAUUGUUUACGAGGGCCUGGGUCUGCACGACAUGCCCGAGAUGAAGCCCAUAUAUCGCGAAUAUUGUUUGCAUAUCUUGCGUAACGAGUGCUCGAUUAUGAUGCUGGACCAAAGCGAAACCAAGAUCUUGGCAGUAGCUCUGCUAGAAUGGAUGACCGAUGCGUGGCAUUCCUGGGUGUUUCUGCCCGCGUUCGUUGGGAAAGGCCUCUUUCAGCGCCUGAUCGAACUGAAGGAUAACCUUAUAGCAUCCACCAAGAAGAGCUUGCAGCUGGAUAACUUUGAUGCCCUGAUGGUGCAUGAGAUUGGCUUCCCAGAAGACUUGUACGAGGAUCAGUCCUUCCAGAUGUGCGUCUUCGAUGUGUUUGGCGUGGUCGCACAGCACAUGCAUAUGCCACGAGUCUGUUUCAUUGCCCUUACCACCAAGGAUCAGUAUGUCGCCGAGCUGGCUGAGUAUGAGGAAAUCGGCAGAUCCAUCUAUUCCAUUUACAAGGUCGAAAAUACCCGGCCAUUCGACUGUUUGCGCGACUUGGACGAAAUGUACGCUUUGCUCUAUGAAUUGCCAAUGGAUCCGAUCGUCCAUUAUAUGGAAUGGCCUGGCUUCGAGGAAUUCCACGAAGCGCUCAAGGCACAAGAGCGCAGAGAACGAGAGGAAGAGCUAAUGAGACAAAAUGAGGCGUGAAACUGCACUCGAUAUAGUCUUUCUUUUGGCAUGUUUUAUAUGGGAAUGUAAGGCUUAAUAGAGAUUCCUCCUAUUUGGCAAUAAAAU